This is a messenger RNA of Volvox carteri f. nagariensis, 1045 nucleotides long. RefSeq lists its product as uncharacterized. The transcript is spliced from 2 exons. Bases 72 to 743 code for a protein of 223 amino acids. NCBI's taxonomy places the organism in Eukaryota, Viridiplantae, Chlorophyta, Chlorophyceae, Chlamydomonadales, Volvocaceae. The record is from RefSeq and is a predicted model, not a curated record.
CUGCAAACAUCUUUGUAGAUAUUGACUAUUCUAUUGGCUUGCUCUGCACGUUGAUCCCAGUCCAACUAGGAAUGGAAGACACUUCUAAAGGAGCAUUUCCCAUUCUUCCAUCAGCCAUCCAAAUUUUCACCAUUCUUGGAGCCCUUUAUCCACAUUUAGACAUCGUCGAUGACCGUGUCAUCAUCCAAACGGGUCGCCCGCAACUCGAGCAAAGCUUGCAUGCCUUGGGCCUCGGCUCUUGCCUACUGCUUUUGGGCUUCUACUGCUGUCAGUUCCUACCUCCGCUGGCCCCCCUACGGAAGGAGUACCUAGGGACCCUAGCGCUCGUACAGAUUGCCCACUUCACGCUGCUGCUCGGCCGAGUAGCCUUCUUCCCCGCCUCCUUCCGCACAGACAGCGUGGGCACCCUUCUAGGCGUUGUCGCUGCCGCCAGCGUCACCGUUCUGAUCUUGAACGACCACCUGGCAGUCCCAGCUCGUCCAUCCGCAGCUCCGCUGGAGCGCCAGCGGGCGAGGCGUGCACACAUAGCUGUUACCUUGGCGACGCAUACGUUAUGGCUGGUGUUCACGCUGCUGUUCGUUUUGCCAUACCUGUCUUCGCUAGUCCCGGUCGAUGUACCCAGAGAGGGGCCGUACGGUUCGGUAGCAGCGGUUCUGGCGCCAAUGACGGCCCUGGCAAGGCUGGGGGUAUUUGUGUCAGGGCGGAUGGCUGCGGGGCGGGUCGCCAAGCAGAAGACCGCGUGAUGGGCCCUCCCCAGCCAUGUAGAAGCUCACGGACGAGCAGCUCGUAUCUGGGUAUUCUGUUGGGCGCGGCCCCAUCGUGUGCUACGUAUUGACGCAACGUAUGAAAUGUCUCUAUACCAGUGUGAAUGCUUUGUGCGCAUGAUGCAAGAGGUGUGCCUUAUGAAUGUGUGGUGUUGACUAGUAAAGUGCUAGCAGCGAGAAGACUAAUUGCCCAAACAGAUAAUUGGAUCGUCGAUUGUACCAACAACGAAUGAACAAAGGAACGGUUUAUAACCAACUCAUUUGAAAAUACCAUAUUUUGG